AUAAACAACAUCCGCUACGUCAUUUCCGCACUCCCUGUCAAACAUGGCGCUGCUUUUAAGAACAUUUGCCCGCCGGGGUGUUUGUCUCUCCAAGCCUCACUAUAAUGCCCUCUGUAGACAUGUCGCUCCAAUGGGAAGUACAGCUAAAGAGGAGAUGGACAAAUUUUGGUCCAAAAAUACCAGAUUAAACAGACCCGUGUCCCCUCAUGUCACAAUCUAUAAGUGGUCCGUCCCCAUGAUGAUGUCCAUCACACACAGAGGAACUGGAAUAGCACUCAGUGGAGCUAUUUCAGCAUUUGCUGUGGCAGCUCUGGUGUUACCUGGAAACUAUUCCUACUACUUGGACUUGAUCCACUCGUUGUCAGUCGGCCCAUACCUAAUCGGGUUGGCUAAGUUUGGCAUAGCCUUCCCCUUGUCGUAUCACACCUACAACGGCAUCCGUCAUUUGUGUUGGGAUAUCGGCAAAGGCUUCAAAAUUCCAGACGUCUACCGCACCGGGUACAUCGUCCUCGGUCUGUCCAUCAUCACCUCCCUAGCUUUGGUUGUCAUGUGAACGCUGGAUGACGGGUGAAGGGGAGUCGGAGGGAAUGUGGCUUGGAUGCAGUGUGCAAGCUUUAUUUAUGUGUUUUGGACGACUGCAGGUCCCCCUCAUCAAAAACCUUAAAUAAAGGAUUAUAAUGUGUUUGAGGCAAACCUAAUGUUGAAUUUCUUCUCUGUUUUGCAACUAAUGAGUCUAAAAAAAGCUGUGGGUCAUUAAAAGUGACAGACUGCAAAGUGCAUGCAAACACGACCCAGUUUUAUUUUGUCGCACUCAUUUCUGAGUGCCGAAAACAACCAGGAGCCUAAAUUAGACGUGUCCUAAAUGUCCUUAUGUAAUUUGUCUAAUCGUGCUGUGACGUCAAAUUCAUUAAUCACUUUUACUCCUGCCCAAGCGCUCCUGACGCUGCCAAUCCAAGCUGGGAGUUUGUGGCUGAAAAGCUGUUUAUAAGAAGCUUUUAUUCAUGUAUGUUACCCUCGCCAGGCUGCAGCUGCUCAGAUGCAUUUUUUAACACAAGGGUAGAGGAGCCGGAACGUAGCGAGGCAGGCCGCUGGAGGAAGCUGUGUGCACGAGGCUGCUCCUCACCUGCAGCCUGCUUCAGGCUCUACCUCCCUCUGAGCCUCGCUGCAGCUCAACAGCUUUAGUCCCACAGUGUGAAUGAAGGCAGGUUGCGACGUGGUGUCAGAUCCAGCUCCAUUUAGGAGGCGUUUGUAACAAGCGCACAUGAAAAAGAAGGGUAAACGUUGAGGCAAACACCUCACCAGCUGGUUUUAAAAAAUCUUUCUUGUUUACAUCAACUAAGCCUGAAACGAGAGAAACAACUGAAGCAUUUGAGCGCUGGCUGCAGCCGAACGAAUUCACUGGUUUAUUGCUCGUUGCUGGAAGGGAGUGUGCUUUAAUGUGUUUAUUACAGGAAAAUGUUAAAUUCUCUUGAGAAUAAGCCUCCUGUUCAGAAGAUCUUUGUGUAUUUCACCAGUUUCUGCUCUAAAUAAAUCCCACCUGAUCUGGUGGAGGAAAUCUC
Messenger RNA from Nothobranchius furzeri (turquoise killifish), 1559 nucleotides. RefSeq names its product succinate dehydrogenase complex, subunit C, integral membrane protein (gene sdhc). Gene Ontology annotation, molecular function: electron transfer activity; oxidoreductase activity, acting on the CH-CH group of donors. Gene Ontology annotation, biological process: mitochondrial electron transport, succinate to ubiquinone; tricarboxylic acid cycle. The record is from RefSeq and is a predicted model, not a curated record. Gene Ontology annotation, cellular component: membrane. Lineage: Eukaryota; Metazoa; Chordata; Actinopteri; Cyprinodontiformes; Nothobranchiidae.